Molecule: messenger RNA, 276 nt
Organism: Penicillium paradoxum
Lineage: Eukaryota; Fungi; Ascomycota; Eurotiomycetes; Eurotiales; Aspergillaceae
Product: Taurine catabolism dioxygenase TauD/TfdA
Exons: 2
Coding region: 1-276 (91 amino acids)
Source: RefSeq, a predicted model, not a curated record
AUGCGUGUGGCUUACUGGGGCAUGGGACUUUACAUGGGCGUCGGUCGCACUCAGAACCGCGCCAGAGAAGUCAUCAACGAUGUCCGAGAUUCGGCAGGUAGCUAUAAGGAUUCGGCGGAUGUGGUGGCUCUUCUGUGCCGUCGCACCGCUAAGGAGGGUGGAACGUCCAAGGUCAUGAGUAGCAUUGCGCUGCAGGAUCAUAUCGAUGAAUUCUGCCCCGAUUCGCUUCCGGUGCUUGAGUCAAACAAUUGGUUUUAUCCUUUUGUCGAAAUAUAG